Molecule: messenger RNA, 2365 nt
Organism: Oncorhynchus tshawytscha (Chinook salmon)
Lineage: Eukaryota; Metazoa; Chordata; Actinopteri; Salmoniformes; Salmonidae
Product: forkhead box protein B1
Exons: 1
Coding region: 956-1909 (317 amino acids)
Biological process (GO): regulation of transcription by RNA polymerase II; cell differentiation; anatomical structure morphogenesis
Molecular function (GO): DNA-binding transcription factor activity, RNA polymerase II-specific; RNA polymerase II cis-regulatory region sequence-specific DNA binding
Source: RefSeq, a predicted model, not a curated record
AAACAUCAAAUUACGUAGUAGCUCUGUUUGUAAACGCAAAUAGUUGACUAAGCACCCCUCGCUCGGUGCACAAAAGGUUAUCUGCAUACCUUCACACGGCGUAACCGGGCUUUCAUCACCCUCCCUCACACUUCAAAUCCGGUGGGUCGCUGUGCCUUUUCACCCCUUCGCUCUGUCUUCAAAUGGAAAUCAUUUCUAUUGGCUCAAGGUGUCCAUGUAAAUAGGUGUAAAUGAAUCCAGAUUAUGCCUUUGCUUUCUCCUCCGAGCGAGUAGCCCCCCUCCUCCUCUCCACCCAAGGCGAUUGUCAUGUGAUAGCGAAGAAGUGGCACAUUAAUGAAGCGGCUCUACGGGGGUCUUUUCUCCUGUCAUCACAUUAAACUAUCACACGGUUCGGGGAAGGACAUGGAAAUAGCAGCUACUUAGCUCUGCUCAUCACAACAAGGGCCACAACAUAUCGGGAACCAUUCAGAGAGUCGUGGUGUGUGUGUGUGUGUGGGGGGGAAGGAGAAGCUUAUUGCUGCUUGCUUAACUAAAGAUAGCGCAUCAUAUAGGCCAUCUGAAGGGAGACAACGAGACUGUUUUCAUAGGACGGCUGUUUUCAAGACCCACAGCCCAUAAGCGCUGAGUGAACAGUCCACGGAGGAAACAGACAGUGAGUUGCGUUGCUGAAUUUCAUGCAUCUUGGGGAACUUUCAGUGACUUUUAAGCGCGGGGAUAUUGCAGUUUUUUUUUUUUUUUGUACUUUGCGUUAUAAAGACAAUCUAUGCGGCGAAUGUAUGGAGUUUUACGCGUUCGGAAUGUUGUUUUGAACAGUUGUUUUGAACAACCCGUCCUAGAGUGAUACUUCAAGGAGUGUAGGACAAAGUUCUAUUUCUCCUGCUGGUCCGAGAAAAACUGGAAGAACUGUAGUCUGACGCGCCAUUCAGCAUAGUAUUUAGACAGAAAGUCCAACAGAAUGCCUCGUCCGGGGAGAAACACGUACAGCGACCAGAAACCUCCCUAUUCCUACAUCUCCCUGACCGCCAUGGCUAUCCAGUCCUGCCCGGAGAAGAUGCUCCCGCUCAGCGAGAUCUACAAGUUCAUCAUGGACAGGUUCCCUUACUACCGAGAGAACACCCAGCGGUGGCAGAACUCCUUACGACACAACCUCUCUUUCAACGACUGUUUUAUUAAAAUCCCCAGGCGGCCGGACCAGCCGGGUAAAGGGAGUUUCUGGGCUCUCCAUCCCAGCUGCGGGGACAUGUUCGAGAACGGAAGUUUCUUGCGGCGUCGUAAACGCUUCAAGUUGAUGAUGAUGGCGUCCGAGCAUCUGGCGCAAAGCAAGCCGUCGGACGCUGCCCACUAUCUCCAACAACAAGCCAAACUCCGACUGAGCGCUCUGGCUGCUUCCGGCACACAUCUCCCGCAAAUGUCCGGUUACAACAUAGGAGUCUCUCACCAACCGUCAACUUUCAAACACCCGUUCGCAAUCGAGAACAUAAUCGCCAGAGAGUAUAAAAUGCCAGGCGGACUGGCCUUCUCCACCAUGCAGUCUAUGUCCGCUGGCUACCCGCUGCACAACCAGCUCACUACGGCCUGGCCUCAUAUGUACAGCUCCAGCGUCAUGGACACGGUAGCUCCCAUCUCCAUGGCCAGUGAUUAUUCGGCCUACGGAAUGCCCCUCAAGUCUAUUUGCUAUGGCGCGCAGAGUCUACCUGCCAUCCCCGUGCCAAUCAAGCCCACCCCUACUUCGAUGCCAGGGCUCUCGGCUCUGCCAACACAUAUUCCAGCUUUCUUAGCGAACUCUCCCCAGUCUCUCAGCCCCACGUCUCCUCAGACAGCUACCAGCCAAAGCAGCCCUGCCACGCCGAGCGAAACGCUCAUAAACCCGGCCUCUUCGGCCAUGCAGUCCGUGGUGUCGGUGCACUGACAUGACGUUAGCGGAUGGGACUUAUUUAAAAACUUCUGAAAAAGAAAAGAGAUGCUUAUCAACUUUUCCAAAGUGGUAUUUUAUUGUUUGAUCAAUUCAUGACCAACCAACUAAAAUAUGCUCUACAAUCAUGAGGCGAUAUUUGCGUUUUGUGGUUUAUCGAUGUACUUAGAUGUUUUACUUGAGACUUGUUGUGGCAGUGACCCUUGUCUUUCUAUGACGCGCAUAUAGGCUACAUCGUUUUGUUACCUGUUUAGGGUCAUUUAAGAAUAAUCCAAUUCUGAGAUUAUUGUCAAAAAGCACUGUCGUUAUCCGUAUCUAUAUUCUUGCUUACAUUUUAUUGCCAAGUCUCCAAUACAUAUUCCAAUUCAAUUAAAUCUAAAACUGGUAAAGCAAUUCGUUAUUACAUUAGAGAAUGUUGUCAGAAUAUUCUUUUUUUUUUUUUUUUUUUUUUUU